Molecule: messenger RNA, 1401 nt
Organism: Penicilliopsis zonata CBS 506.65
Lineage: Eukaryota; Fungi; Ascomycota; Eurotiomycetes; Eurotiales; Aspergillaceae
Exons: 3
Coding region: 1-1401 (466 amino acids)
Molecular function (GO): manganese ion binding; metalloaminopeptidase activity
Source: RefSeq, a predicted model, not a curated record
AUGGCCACUGCGAAUAAUAUCUUAGAGGGCAAGUACCCUGCGAAGGCGCAUGCGCGCCGGGUUGCCCAGUACCUUCGCUCUCAAGGCCAUGCCGGUUCUGGUCUUAUCUAUCUCGAAGCGCAAAAAACGCGCAUGAUCGAGGACAACGACGAGGCGAUGCCUUUCAGGCAACGUCGUCCGUUCUUCUAUCUUUCGGGUUGUCAUCUCCCGGACUCUUACUUGAUAUACGAUGUCCACAAGGACGAACUGACGCUCUUCAUCCCUCCUAUCGACCCCGAAUCUGUCAUUUGGUCCGGUCUGCCUCUUUCCUCCUCGGAUGCUUUGAACACUUACGAUAUCGACCGCGCGCUGCCUACCACUGAUCUUAAUGAUACUCUCGCUUCAGUCGCCUCUGAAUAUAAUGGGAAAGCAACCGUGUUUGCAAUUAACCACCAGAUCUCCGAGACAACGAGCUUUAACGGCUUCGCCGAGACCAAUCGUUCUUCUCUAAUGAAGGCGAUUGACGAUACCCGUGUGGUAAAGGAUGAUUACGAGGUGGCUCUCAUCAGAAAGGCAAAUAGCAUCUCUGCUAAGGCUCACAUCGAGGCCAUCAAGGCGUCUAAGACAGCAAGCAGCGAGCGUGAGAUCGAAGCGGCGUUCAUUGGAACCUGCAUCGCCAAUGGGUGUCGGGAACAGUCCUAUCACCCUAUCGUUGCAUGCGGGGAAAAUGGAGCCACUCUUCACUAUGGCAAAAACGACGACAACUUGAUUGAUUCUACGUCAAAGCAGAGGAAGAAGAGCGUGCUCAUCGAUGCAGGUGGUGAAUACCAAACAUACGCUUCCGAUAUCACUCGUGUUUUCCCUCUGUCCGGAAAGUUCGCACCGGAGACCCGCAGCAUCUAUGAGAUUGUUCUACAAAUGCAGGUUGAAUGCAUUGAGAUGCUCAAAGCAGGAGUCCAGUGGGAAGAGGUUCAUUCGCUUGCGCACCGCAUUGCCAUAAGAGGACUGCUAAAGCUGGGGAUCCUGCGAGGCACUGAAGAUGAGUUAUUUGAGAAACGUGUCAGUGUCGCUUUCUUCCCACACGGUCUUGGACACUACUUGGGAAUGGACACCCAUGAUACCGGGGGUAACCCGAACUACGAUGAUAAGGAUUCCAUGUUCAGGUACCUUCGAGUGCGUGGUCGUCUUCCUGCCGGCUCUGUUGUAACUGUUGAGCCCGGUAUUUACUUCUGCCGCUUCAUUAUUGCGCCUUUCUUGGAGUCUCCAGAGCUGAACAAAUACAUUGACGCCGAGGUCCUUGAGCACUACUGGAGCGUCGGUGGGGUACGUAUCGAGGACAAUGUGCUCGUCACCAAUGAUGGCUAUGACAAUCUCACAACCGCACCGAAAACCAUCGAGGAGGUGGAAGCAUUGGCUGCAUGA